Mangifera indica (mango) is the source of this 3173-nucleotide messenger RNA. RefSeq names its product alpha-mannosidase. The record is from RefSeq and is a predicted model, not a curated record. Gene Ontology annotation, biological process: mannose metabolic process. The coding region runs from base 65 to 3079 and encodes 1004 amino acids. NCBI's taxonomy places the organism in Eukaryota, Viridiplantae, Streptophyta, Magnoliopsida, Sapindales, Anacardiaceae. The transcript is spliced from 29 exons. Gene Ontology annotation, molecular function: carbohydrate binding; alpha-mannosidase activity.
GUAAGCAUAGUAUAUAUUAAGAGGCUGCAACAACCAUGCGAACAAAUCUUAAGUUUGUGUAAAAAUGGUGGAACUUGGCUUAGCUUCAGUUUUGGUGUGUGCCUUGUGCCUGUUAUUGAGAGUUGAUGGCGGAUAUGUUAAGUACAACACAGGAGCUGGCGUUGUACCAGGCAAACUCAAUGUUCAUCUGGUUGCGCAUUCGCAUGAUGAUGUUGGAUGGUUGAAGACUAUUGAUCAGUACUUUGUUGGAUCCAAUAACAGCAUUCAGGGCGCUUGUGUCGAGAAUGUGCUGGACUCGGUUGUGGUAGCCUUGCUUCGAGAUCCAAACAGGAAAUUUGUUUUCGCUGAAAUGGCUUUUUUUUAUCGAUGGUGGGUAUAUCAAAGUCCAGAAAUACAAGAAGACGUGAGAAAACUUGUAGAUGGCGGCCAAUUGGAAUUCGUAAAUGGUGGUUGGUGUAUGCAUGACGAAGCAACAACCCAUUAUAUAGACAUGAUUGACCAAACAACACUUGGUCAUCGUUUUAUAAAAGAACAGUUUAACUACACUCCUCGUGCUGGAUGGCAAAUCGAUCCCUUUGGACAUUCUGCUGUGCAAGCUUACCUACUUGGAGAUGAAGUGGGGUUUGAUUCUGUGCAUUUUGCAAGAAUUGAUUAUCAAGACAGAGCAAAGCGCAAGGCUGACAAAUCUCUUGAAGUUAUAUGGCAAGGUUCCAAGACUUUUGGCUCUUCAUCUCAGAUUUUUACCAAUGCCUUUCCGGUUCAUUACAGUCCUCCCGUUGGUUUCCAUUUUGAAGUAGAUGAUGAUUUUGUGCCUCUCCAGGAUAAUCCCCUACUGGAGGACUACAAUGUUGAUGGACGUGUUAAUGAGUUUAUUGAGGCUGCUUUAAGCCAAGCAAAUGUGACCCUGGAAAACAAUGUUAUGUGGACAAUGGGUGAUGAUUUCCAAUACCAAUAUGCUGAGUCUUGGUUUAAGCAAAUGGACAAAUUCAUUAACUAUGUGAAUAAGGAUGGCCGAGUUAAUGCAUUAUAUUCUACACCAUCUCUCUAUACCAUUGCAAAGAAUGCAGCAAAUGCAUCAUGGCCACUAAAAACUGAUGAUUACCUGCCAUACGCAGAUGAAAUAAAUGCUUACUGGACAGGGUUCUUUACUAGUCGGCCCGCCUUUAAGCGAUAUGUGCGGGCAUUGAGUGGAUAUUAUUUGGCAGCAAGACAGCUUGAAUUCUUGGUUGGGAGGAGACCAUCUGGGCCCAAUACCCACUCUCUCGGAGAUGCUUUAGGAGUUGCUCAGCACCAUGAUGCUGUCACUGGCACUGCUAAACAACAUACAACAGAUGACUAUGCUAAACGCCUAUUUAUUGGAGCCUCUGAGUCAGAAGCAGUUGUGAGCUCUGCUCUAUCAUGCCUAACUGGUUCUGGAUCAAGCGAUCAAUGCGCAAAGCCUCAAACAACAUUUAGCCAGUGUCCAUUGCUAAAUAUCAGUUACUGCCCUCCAACAGAGGAAGACAUUUCAAAUGGAACAAAUUUGGUUGUAGUGGCUUACAAUCCAGUUGGAUGGAACCGCACUGACAUUAUAAGGAUACCAGUUAAUUACAAUAAUCUGGUUGUAAAAGACUCAUCUGGCAAUGUUAUUGAUGCCCAAUAUGUACCUAUGGAUGGUGUUACAAUCAACUUAAGGAAAUUCUAUACUGAGGCCUACUUAGGAAAUUCAUCGAAUCAAGUCCCUAAAUACUGGCUACUCUUUCAAUUAUCUUUGCCUCCGUUAGGUUGGAACACUUAUUUUAUUUCCAACGCAGCUGGUACAGUAGAAAGAGGACUGGAAGAUCUCACUGCAAUGGACAAUCCACAGAAUGAUACCAUUGAAGUUGGACCUGGAAAUUUGAAGAUGUACUUCUCCAAUACCACUGGACAACUUAAACGAAUGCAUAAUUUGAGAACAGGCGCUGAGGUCGCUUUGCAACAGAGCUUUCUGUGGUAUGGUUCAAGUACAGAUCCUCAACAAGCUUCCGGUGCCUACAUUUUUCGGCCCAAUGGCGCCCCAUCAACUAUAGUUUCUAGAUCAGUUCAAAUGCAAGUUGUUCGUGGACCACUGGUAGAUGAAGUUCAUCAAAAUUUUAGUUCAUGGAUCCACCAGGUCGUUAGACUUUACAAGGAUAAAGAGCAUGCUGAAGUUGAAUACACUGUCGGACCAAUUCCAACAGACGAUGGUGUUGGAAAAGAGGUGAUAUCACAAAUUACAGCAAAUAUGGUUACAGAUAAAAGUUAUUAUACUGACUCCAAUGGAAGAGACUUUCUAAAGCGGGUUCGAGACUACAGAGCUGAUUGGAAUCUUUCAGUUAAUCAACCUGUAGCCGGAAAUUACUAUCCUCUUAACCUUGGAAUUUACAUUGAGGAUAAGAAAUCUGAACUCUCAGUCUUAGUUGAUCGUGCUACUGGAGGAGCCAGCAUUAAGGAUGGACAAGUAGAGCUAAUGCUUCAUAGGCGCAUACUUGAUGAUGAUGGUAGGGGAGUUGGAGAAGCCCUUGAUGAAACUGUUUGUGUUAAAGACAAUUGCGAAGGACUGACGGUUAGAGGAAACUACUACUUGAGUAUCAAUGAAAUAGGGGCUGGAGCAAGUUGGCGUAGGACAACUGGUCAAGAGAUUUAUUCACCAAUUCUUUUAGCUUUCACACAUGAGAAACUGGAGACUUGGAAAGCAUCACAUGUGACAAAAGCAACUACCAUGGAUUCAGACUACAGCUUGCCCCUCAAUGUUGCUUUAAUUACUCUUCAGGAGUUGGAGGAUGGAAGUGUUCUUCUCCGUUUGGCACAUCUAUAUGAGGAGGGUGAAGAUGCUGAGUAUUCCACACUGGCCAAAGUUGAACUAAAGAAGAUGUUUAAUGGAAAAUCGAUAAAAGAGCUAAAGGAAAUGAGCUUAUCAACAAACCAAGAAAAAUCAAAGAUGAAGAAGAUGAAAUGGAAAAUUGAAGGUGACAAUGGACAAACACACUCCCCAGUUAAAGGUGGCCCUGUUGAUAGUUCAACUCUUGUUGUUGAGCUCGGUCCUAUGGAAAUUCGCACUUUCUUGUUAAAAUUUUUAUAAUAAGUUAUGUAUUACAUAUCAUCUUCUUCUACUUCUUAACAAUAAAUGACAAUCAAUAAUAAUAAGCAUUUAUAUAAGGUUAUGAGGUUUCCAA